ACCAGACAUAUCCUUUACAAAAGGCAGUUCUCGGAAUGACUGCCUUCAGCCUCUUCGGUCUGGCUCUAUUGCCAAUCCUCGCUAAUGCGGCUCCCCUCUUUGCCUCCCUUGGCACACCCGCCUCACGCGUCUUACCCUCGUCCGUCUCCUUGUUGUUCAACAACAACCUCAACUACACACAAGAUGCCGACCACAGCUCCUUCUUGCUCCUGCACUCGCCGCAAACAAACAUCUCCGAGGGCCAGGCAGCCUGCUCUUGGUUCUCAGAAAGCCUCCUGACCGCAGAGCAAGCUCGAGGCAAUGCAAGUGACCUCACAGACCUACUACGCUACCACACCUACCGGGGUGAUGUGGGCGCAGGUCAACACAUCAUGCUAGCAGACGCAACUGUAGCCUACAAUGCCGAGACUGGCAAGCUCGUCUUUCUGAAACUGUACGAAGACAACCAGGUCUCGGCCCCUUGCUUGUGUACCCAGAGCGACCGACAGACGCUGGCAUCACAGAGCAACGCUACCGCCGACAACACUGUGUCUGUGAUCGAUCCAGCAACAGGCAAUGCAUACAAUGGCUACCGCAAUCUCAAGUCCUUCCGCUUCCUGGGCAUCCCGUACUCCAACGGGCCUGGCCGAUGGGAAUAUGCGCAGGUCGAGGGCUCUAGAGGCGAGGUCUUCGAAGCCACCUCCUUCGCGUCACCAUGCACUCAGACUGCCGUCGAGCGCUCAAGUGAAGACUGCCUCUACCUCAACAUCUGGACCCCUUACCUUCCUGCGCCGGAAGCCGAAAAACACUUGAGCAAGAAGCCACUACGUCCGGUCUUCUUCUACCUUCAUGGAGGAGCCUUUGUUUCUGGCGAGGGCUCGGACCCAAUGGGAGAAGGAGCGAAUGUCGUCUCCAGGGGCGACGUUGUCAUGGUCUUCCCGAAUUACCGCUUGAGCAACCUCGGCUUCCUCAACAUCCCUGGCACGAACAUCACAGGCAACUAUGGAAUCGCUGAUCAGAUGACAGCUCUGGAGUGGGUCAGGCAAAACAUCGAAGUCUUUGGAGGUGACCCCAAUCACAUUGUGAUUCACGGCGACAGCGCAGGAGCAGCUUCCGUACAAGCUAUGCUGCAUAGCCCAGUAGCGAGAGGCAAAUUCGUCGGAGCGAUCAUCAGCUCCAAUCCAGGCGGCCACUAUGGCAAUGAGUACUCGAGAUACCUGACCCCUGAAGCAGCUUACAACAAGGUCGGAAUAGUCAACAUCCAGCAGGCAGGAUGUGUGAAAGAUGACCUCGCCGAAACAGUAGCUUGUCUGAAGGCGCUCCCCGCCAAGGACCUGGUCGCCAAGACUUUCGCGACCCUCAGCAACGACAGUCAAGCUCAUUACAUCAUUCAGGAUGGUCAUUACAUCACGUCAGAACAUCUGCAGGUGACAGACCCUUCCCAGGUUGCCCAGGUCCCAAUCAUGAUUGGAACUACUGCCGACGACGGAGCUCCUUUCCUCAACUUCAAUGACUCUGGCACUACCAGAAAGCAGGCCAUCGAUGCCGUCCUGGCAAAUCAGAGCAAUCCAUCUGCAGCAUUCGAAGCAGCCGUGUCCGCCGAUAAGGCUCUCUUCCCACUCCCUACAGCGACAAACAAUGCAUCUCUCAAUGCCUUCAAUCUCACCGCCACCAUCUUCACCGACAUCACCUUCAGGUGCGUCGGCCAAGCAACGGCAUACAGCGCCGCCAAGCACAGAACCUUUCCCCGCGUGUACAGCUAUCAAUUCCUGCGCACCUACCAGCAAUACUUCAGACUACCCCACGAAGUCUGUGAUAGCAGACUGGGCUCGUUCCGCUGCCAUGGUGGUGAUCUGCUGUACUACUUUGGGACCCUGGACCAAUUCGGUUCCCCAUACAGGGACGGCAAGGAUCUCCUCUUUGGCAGGCUGGUCAUGGAUCACUGGACGAGCUUUGUGCGUCACCUCGACCCGAACCCUUCAAAGGAGUACCUAGCUGCGAGGGGCAAGGCGUACAAGACGACGGCUGACGCGCUUGCGAAGACCGGAAGAUGGGAGCCUGUGGACGUGGCCGGGAAGAGGUCGCUGAGACUGCUCGAUUGGCCUUCGAGGCAGAGCGAUUUCGACAGGGUCAAGCAGUGCGAGGUGGAGGGUCUACCAAUCUCGACCUACUGGGAGAACUCAGGCUAGAGUUACUCUAUAUGCUUUCAUAGUAUACAUUGUUCUGAUGGAGCAAGUGACAUGCGACCCGAAUCUACAGACCCGUCGUGGCGUCUAGUAAUGCGAUACCCCUUCUGGUCCUCUCACUACAAUACCGUGUCCAUUCUCAACUUCUCUGACUGUGUGUGUAUGUGUUUGCAGC
Molecule: messenger RNA, 2340 nt
Organism: Microstroma glucosiphilum
Lineage: Eukaryota; Fungi; Basidiomycota; Exobasidiomycetes; Microstromatales; Microstromataceae
Product: alpha/beta-hydrolase
Exons: 4
Coding region: 36-2168 (710 amino acids)
Source: RefSeq, a predicted model, not a curated record